AUGAAAAGCACCACCCUGGACAGCCAAACACCACCCUGGACAGCCAAGCACCACCCUGGACAGCCAAGCACCACCCUGGACAGCCAAGCACCACCCUGGACAGCCAAGCACCACCCUGGACAGCCAAGCACCACCCUGGACAGCCAAACACCACCCUGGACAGCCAAACACCACCCUGGACAGCCAAGCACCACCCUGGACAGCCAAGCACCACCCUGGACAGCCAAGCACCACCCUGGACAGCCAAGCACCACCCUGGACAGCCAAACACCACCCUGGACAGCCAAGCACCACCCUGGACAGCCAAGCACCACCCUGGACAGCCAAGCACCACCCUGGACAGCCAAGCACCACCCUGGACAGCCAAGCACCACCCUGGACAGCCAAACACCACCCUGGACAGCCAAGCACCACCCUGGACAGCCAAACACCACCCUGGACAGCCAAGCACCACCCUGGACAGCCAAACACCACCCUGGACAGCCAAGCACCACCCUGGACAGCCAAGCACCACCCUGGACAGCCAAGCACCACCCUGGACAGCCAAACACCACCCUGGACAGCCAAGCACCACCCUGGACAGCCAAGCACCACCCUGGACAGCCAAGCACCACCCUGGACAGCCAAGCACCACCCUGGACAGCCAAGCACCACCCUGGACAGCCAAGCACCACCCUGGACAGCCAAGCACCACCCUGGACAGCCAAGCACCACCCUGGACAGCCAAACACCACCCUGGACAGCCAAGCACCACCCUGGACAGCCAAGCACCACCCUGGACAGCCAAGCACCACCCUGGACAGCCAAGCACCACCCUGGACAGCCAAACACCACCCUGGACAGCCAAGCACCACCCUGGACAGCCAAGCACCACCCUGGACAGCCAAGCACCACCCUGGACAGCCAAGCACCACCCUGGACAGCCAAGCACCACCCUGGACAGCCAAGCACCACCCUGGACAGCCAAACACCACCCUGGACAGCCAAGCACCACCCUGGACAGCCAAGCACCACCCUGGACAGCCAAGCACCACCCUGGACAGCCAAGCACCACCCUGGACAGCCAAACACCACCCUGGACAGCCAAGCACCACCCUGGACAGCCAAGCACCACCCUGGACAGCCAAGCACCACCCUGGACAGCCAAGCACCACCCUGGACAGCCAAGCACCACCCUGGACAGCCAAGCACCACCCUGGACAGCCAAGCACCAAUGCCAAGAAAGGUCUUUGA
Molecule: messenger RNA, 1233 nt
Organism: Salmo salar (Atlantic salmon)
Lineage: Eukaryota; Metazoa; Chordata; Actinopteri; Salmoniformes; Salmonidae
Source: RefSeq, a predicted model, not a curated record